UUUCUACGUGACUUUCGACUUCACUUACACUAUAUAGACUUCGUAUACAAGUAGACGAACUACAUCUGGCAUAGAAGAUCUGGUAUAUUUGAUCUCGCGAUCAUGACCAAGAGCAACACAACAAGUUUUCUCAUCACACCAUGCCCACCACUGGAAACCUACUUCUUUGCUUUCGUCCACGACAACUYUUACAGCUAUUUUAUGAUUAUCAUGAUAAUAUUGAACGGAAUCAUCGCUHUUUUAUCAUUUGGGAGCAACUUCCUGGUGAUUUAUACCAUCGCGUUCACUAAAUCUCUUAAAACGCCUUCGAAUAUACUUAUUCUUGGCCUCGCUGUGUCGGACUUUGGWGUUAGUCUAGUAUCACAGCCUUCUUUCUGCGCUGUGAGAGCWUCCGAGCUUCAACUCAACGUAUCCCAGUUUUGCUCAUAUGGACAAGUCUUCCAAGGAAGUAUAUGGAUGCUUGCAGUUGUAUCGUUUUUUACAUAUACGGCAAUAACUACUGAAAGGUUUAUAGCAAUACAGUUACACUUGAGAUAUAAACAAAUCAUUACGACCAGAAAGAUUGCAAUUGUACUCAUAGUAAUAUGGACGAUCUGCUCAACCGUCCCUGUCAUCAGGUUUAGGCUCAUGAGCCAGGCUAUCUUAAUAGCAACAACUGUAAUAUUCAUUGGUUUUAUYAUUCUCAACAUCUUCUUCAUUGUUAGGAUAGCGCUCGUUAUUCGUCGACAUUCGGCUCAAAUUUWYAUCCAACAACAGUCUGCGCAACAUAACAUGAACAUGCCAAGGUUCAAGAARUCCGUGAACACYAUGUACYAYGUGAUCGGCGUUUAUAUUCUCUGUUACGUUCCUUUUAUGUUAUCUCUACUGAUUCAAGGCACUCUGGGACAGGUUGAGUAUCAGAAGUCGAAGAGCUUAUUUUGUAUUCAAGUUCUUGCAAUAACUCUGGUGAUGAGCAACGGCGUUAUAAACCCCAUAAUAUACUACUGGCGUAUACGAGACUUGCGUACAGGUACCGUACGGUUACUAAGAAAAGUGUGGUUGCGUUGUAAAACAACUCAAAAACACAGUAGUGAGCCCACGGUACGUCAUAGUUCUGGGAGACAGCGGAAUCACGACGUAAAUCAGAAGUCAAAUGAGCAAUGUGAACAAAAAUGACACGACUUUAAACGAAUGUGAUUUUUAUAUCUAUWGACCACAUAAUGUGCAGCUCGUAUCAAGUUAGUGACUCAAAGAAAGACACGAGCUGUUGUCGUACGGGCAAAGACAAGAUGGCGGUCAAGAAACACGGCACCGAAAACAAUGCGCGGUA
Molecule: messenger RNA, 1309 nt
Organism: Exaiptasia diaphana
Lineage: Eukaryota; Metazoa; Cnidaria; Anthozoa; Actiniaria; Aiptasiidae
Product: melanocortin receptor 5-like
Exons: 1
Coding region: 103-1155 (350 amino acids)
Biological process (GO): G protein-coupled receptor signaling pathway
Cellular component (GO): membrane
Molecular function (GO): G protein-coupled receptor activity
Source: RefSeq, a predicted model, not a curated record